Messenger RNA from Cololabis saira (Pacific saury), 682 nucleotides. RefSeq names its product small EDRK-rich factor 2b (gene serf2b). NCBI's taxonomy places the organism in Eukaryota, Metazoa, Chordata, Actinopteri, Beloniformes, Belonidae. The transcript is spliced from 3 exons. The coding region runs from base 119 to 304 and encodes 61 amino acids. The record is from RefSeq and is a predicted model, not a curated record.
GUUGUCUCGGCGGAAGUCUCGCGAGACCAACUUUGCUCCCAGAGGCACAGCGGAGCGGACGAGAGCAGCGGCUGAGCGGUUUCUGGACUCGGGGCGAAAAGAAGCAUCGAUUGCUACAAUGACCAGAGGAAACCAACGUGAGCUGGCACGUGCGAAAAAUGCCAAGAAGAGUGGCGACCAGGGUAAAGGGAAGCGGACCGACGAUGGGCUUUCUGCUGCCGCCCGGAAACAGAGGGAUGCUGAAAUAAUGCAAGAGAAGCAGAAGAAGGCGAAUGAAGUGAAAGAACCCCCAAAGUCAAAGUAAAACAAAAAAAAAGAAAGCUUUUUCAAGAAGUCAAAGAUGGUUUUAACUCACUCUUUGGAGAACAUCCCGUUUUUCGACAUUCUACCUGAUAUUUACGAGAAUGGAUCGGUCAUAUUUUUGUCUAGACUCAAGAAUCCAGGAUCCUACAUUCUUUCCGGGUGCAAAUGACAUGGCUAGUUUGAUUUGUUACUUUACACGGUGAAAAAUAUGUUUCAGCAAGUUGAGAGCUUAUCCUAAGUCGGUGCUGCAUGCAGAGGAGCACCGGCGCUGUAAGCAGAAUAAAGCUGAAGAAAUCUGAACGCAUCCAAGUAACAGUUGUGUAUUUUUGUACAAAAGUGUCCCCUGCUGUUUUCAAAUAAAGUGCAUCUUUUUAGUUCA